GCCAACCCUUUUCAUCCAUAUCGAUGCUGCGCCGCAAGCCGACCCGCAUCGAGCUCCGCUCGUCCGACCGCGACGAGCUCGAAGACCACCUCCGCGCCGCCGCCGCAGCGGCCACCACCCCCACCGGCUCCUCCACUCCAAUCUCCACCCCGCAGCCCACCAACCCCCUCCUCCACCUCCUCCACCCGCCGCCCGACGCCGCGCCCUCCAAGUCCCACCGCAUCGGCCUCCCCACCCCAAACCCCAAACCCUAGCGUCCCCCCCGCGAUGGAGGUCGAGAUCAAGCUCCGCCUCCCCGACGCCGCCGCGCACCGCCGCCUCUCCUCCUUCCUCGCGCCCCGCCUCCGCCGCACCGACGCCCAGCGCAACCUCUUCUUCGACGCCGCCGCGCGGACCCUCGCCGCCGCCACCGCCGCGCUCCGCGUUCGGCUCUACGGCACCGACGACCGCGCCCCCUCCCGCGCCGUCCUAGCGCUCAAGCGCCGCCCGCGCAUCGACGCCGGCGUCAGCCGCGUCGAGGAGGUGGAGGAGCCCCUCGAUCCCGCCCUCGCCCUCGCCUGCGUCGACGAACCGGCGAGCCUCGGCAGGGUCGACUCCCCGAUCAUCAGGCUCGUUGCCGAAGAGUACGGGGUGGGCGGGGCCGCCGCGCCGUUCGUCUGCCUCGGCGGGUUCCGGAACACACGCGCCGUGUACCAGCUGGAGGAAGGCGACAGCCUCGGCCUCGUCGUGGAGCUCGACGAGACGUUGUUUGAUUUCGGUACGAACUACGAGCUGGAGUGUGAGACGGCGGAGCCUGAGCAGGCGAAGCAGGUCCUCGAGCGGCUGCUCACGGUGGCCGGCGUACCGUACGAGUAUUCCCGUACCAACAAGUUCGCCUGCUUUAUGGCUGGAAAGCUUCUUCCAUGACUAGGUGAUCUUUUCUUUACUUUUGGCAAUAUCAAGACAUGAUCAAUGAUGAAGUUUUGUGGCAAUAACGAUGAUUAAGCUUAAGCAAAAUAUUUUUGGUUCUUGCAAUCCUAUUAUUUCAGUCAUGGACGGAAUAAAAUUCUGAUAUGCUAUUUUGUUCUUUUUUUUCCUGAUGACUACAGCUAACUAUAUUUAGGUAACUUUGUUAGAGCAUCUCCAACGGUGUCUAAUUUCUUCUUCCAAAACUUAUUUUUGGAAAUUGGUCUAAGAGCAUCUCCAAGAUAUAGCCAAAAAUCGAUUCCCAAAAUUGUUGUAUUGCGAACUGUCCCACUACCCCCAUAAAUCUUCCCCUACUCUAACAAUUCUUCUAUAUUUAGAUUCCUAAAAUUAGUUGGUUUUUCACGUAGGUAGAGGUAGGACCGGUAGUUGGUUCAAGUUUUUUUCUCCCCCUGUGGUCGUAGUACCCACCGCCUCGCCCAUUGCAGCAUCGCCAUCUCGCGAACAGCAGUGCAUGCACCACCUCGCCACGAUCCACAUGCUCUUGGCCAGCACGCUCAUUUGGAGCCAUGCCUGCUUUGGGCACAUCGAUAGCGCCGGGUCGGUCAGUUUUAGUUGGAACGACAAGCACAGAGCUGACAAGCCGACGCUCUCGAGCAGCCCCUCCCAAAUCAGCUGUCUGGAUUAAAAAAACUGAAGGGCCACGCUGGACGGAGCUGGCCCCCUCGGUGCGUGUGCGAAGGUGGUAGGACGGAGGGGACGGAGGAUGUGCGCAGCGAAGGCAGCCAAUUGAUGGAAUGGAAGGAGGCUGGGGGUGGGCGGAGGCAGCUGAGCUAUGGAGGGGAAGGCAGCUGGAUGCGGGUGAAGGAGGCCGAGCAACGACGGGGGUGGAGGAAGCGCACGAGAAAGAAAAGUUCGUGCAAAGCAUAUUUCUUUUACUGGUUGGAGCAACUAGGAACGACAAAAAGACCUCCAAAUUGUGCUCUUUUUUGGGUCUGUAUUAAGAGCAACAUAAAAUUAAGAGUGGGUAUUAUGGAAGGUGGGAGAUUACUUUUAGACUAAUUUCCCAAAAAUACAUUUUAGAAGUAUUAAUCAGACACUGUUGGAGAUGCUCUAAAAGGUUAUCUCCAAGAGUCCCCAAUACUUACUCCCAAUUUUAUGUUGCUCUUAAUACUGACAAAAAAAUAAGCAAGAUUUGGAGGUUUUUUUUUGUUCCCUAUUGCGCUAACUGGUAAAAAAUUGGCUUUGCAUUCUUUCUCCGUGCAUACUUUUUCUUUCUCGCACCCUUCCUCUGUCCCCUCUGUUGUUUGGUUGCCUCUUCCCGCGCUUGGUCUCCUUCCCCUCCAUCGCUCGACCACCUCUGCCCGUGCCCAACCUCCUUCCACUCUAUCACUCUGCCGCUUUUGCUGCGCACAUCCUCCAGCCUACCGCCUCCGC
Messenger RNA from Oryza brachyantha (malo sina), 2340 nucleotides. RefSeq names its product triphosphate tunnel metalloenzyme 3. The coding region runs from base 268 to 906 and encodes 212 amino acids. NCBI's taxonomy places the organism in Eukaryota, Viridiplantae, Streptophyta, Magnoliopsida, Poales, Poaceae. The transcript has a single exon. The record is from RefSeq and is a predicted model, not a curated record.